Messenger RNA from Penicillium daleae, 1986 nucleotides. RefSeq lists its product as uncharacterized. Gene Ontology annotation, molecular function: oxidoreductase activity, acting on the CH-CH group of donors. The transcript has 6 exons. The coding region runs from base 1 to 1986 and encodes 661 amino acids. NCBI's taxonomy places the organism in Eukaryota, Fungi, Ascomycota, Eurotiomycetes, Eurotiales, Aspergillaceae. The record is from RefSeq and is a predicted model, not a curated record.
AUGUCGGCUAGCUUGAACAUGGGGAGCCGACCCCGCAAGUUACGUGACAGGCUAGUUAUCUACUGGUACGCUAUGCCUGAACGUCUAACUCCUUCCACCAUCGAUGAUGGAUUCAUCCUCAGAACUCCAGCGAUGGAAAACCCAGCUACUGCUGAUCUAGUUUUCCAACGCAUCUUACAAUGGCAUCUGCCACAGGAUGUGCUCGGGAAGAUCAUUCCGGAGCUGCGCAUGUUUGGAUCCAAUGCAAUCUCAGCGGAGACUAAUUCUCUUAUUGCAAAUGCGGAGAAUCAACAACCAUACGUCAAAGCUCACAACGUGUGGGGCGCACGUUACGAGUCAAAUGGCUUAGUGACCAGUACAGGUUGGAGGGAGUUAGGUAAAUGGGGCAUCAAGCAUGGCGUUGUGGGACUUGGAUAUGAAGAGGAAUUCGGUUCAUAUCGUCGCACUGUGCAGCAUGCAUUUAAUUACUUGUUUUCUGCUUCAUCAGCUGCUUAUUCCUGCCCAGUCUCAAUGACCUCGGGGGCGGCACGUUUGGUUAGACUCCAAAUUUCCAACCUUCCCUCAGACCAUCCAUUCCACGAACUUUACGCAAAGCUCAUUGCUCGAGAAAACAAUUGGAUCUCAGCCCAAUGGAUGACAGAGCGCCCUGGUGGUAGCGACGUCAGGAACAGUGAGACGGUUGCUACAUACUCCCCGUUGGCAUCGAAGACAGGUCGAUUCGGUAAUAUGGAAGAGGGCGAUUACUUGCUCUCCGGGUUCAAGUUCUUUUGCAGCGCGACCGAUUGUGACGUCGUCCUUUUGUUGGCUAAGACAGACACAGGGGAGUUGUCUCUGUUUGUUGCCCCCACCACUAAAACGGUAGUCGACGCCUCUGGAAAGACGCAAAGAGUGUCAAACGGCAUUCGUAUUCACCGUCUCAAGAACAAGAUGGGUACAAAAGAACUGCCAACUGCAGAGGUGGAACUUCGAAGGGUGCGGGCGCAUCUCAUCGGUCCCAAAGAUCGUGGAAUUGCGACGAUUGCUUUGCUGUUAAACACGACACGCACUCACAAUUUCAUUACUGCACUCUCAUGUCUUCGUCGUGCCAUGGAUAUUGCAAAGGCUUUUGCUAGGGCGCGCAAAACUAUCGACCAGCCCCUCUGGACUUUCCCGAUGCAUUUGAAUGUGCUCGCUCAACUUGAAGUCAAACACCGGGGUUGGAUGCAGCUGGCUUUCUUCACUUCAUCGCUGCUGAGCUAUGUGGACAAUGGAUUCCCGAAUGGUAUACCAGAGGUCUAUGCUGUGCUAGCAAAGUCUCCGACCACUGCAACGGUUGUACUUCGAGCGUUUACAUCCACUUCCAAAGCUGUAAUCUGCAAAUCUGCAACCUUGGCGUUCCAAGAAUGCCAGGAAGCAAUGGGUGGUGUCGGUUAUAUCGAUGAGCCCGAUGAGCCGGAGUUCAACGUGAGUCGCUUGUGGCGAGACACUGCGAGUAACAGUGUUUGGGAAGGCACCACGAAUGUUUUGGCUAGUGAGACGGUGCGGCAUUUGACCAAAGGCCAAAAUUUGGAUCUCUUCCAUGUAUGGAUAUCCAAUGCGAUCCACCAAGUAUCUGAUCUGGCCCUCAAGACGACCCUUCAAGCUGUCUGGUCAGCUCUCAAGUCUAAACUUGAAGCUGGUCAAGAUGAGAGGGGCUUAGUUGGGGUGCUGGGAGUUGGACGCCAAAUCAUAUUUACCUUGUCGUGGCUUGUCAGUGGUAUGCUGCUAUCUAUGGAUGCACAACGAGACAACAACAGCGUUGCUAGAGAAGCUGCUCGAAGAUGGGUCUUGGAAGGGCAGGGUGUACCCGGAGAAUUCGCAUUUACCGAUCUCAUCUAUCAACGUUCUGCUUUGGCUCAUGAAAGAAAGCUGACGGACCGUGAGCGCACGGCAUGGGACUGUCGGAUUGUUUGGGGAGUCGAUCUUCCAUCUGAUGCAUCAGCCGGAUACCGAAUGGCUAAGAUUUAG